CUGCAAAGCUACUUCCUGUGUCUGAGCUCGGAAAGUGAAAGAGUUUUGCGCGUGAUAGUUGAGUGAAACUCCCCUGCAGGUGGUGGCCACGGCCUGCGAUCCAUGGCAGAUAUGCAGUUUGUACUUUCGCUGCUUAUAGUCCUCCUGCUCAUGUCGACAGGCGAGCCUCAAGGACACGGGAGUCUACGCUUUGUUGGCAUUGGUGACUGGGGGGGUAUCCCAGGUAACCCAUUCUUCACCCCCCUGGAGAGGGCAAAUGCUGUCGAACUGGGAAGAGUAGCUGAUGCCACAGGCCUCGACUUCAUCCUCAGCCUGGGUGACCACUUCUACUACAGCGGUGUGAAGGAUAUUGAGGAUUUUCGCUUCAAGGUGACAUUUGAGCAGAUCUUCAAUCACUCAUCGCUGCUUAAGCUCCCAUGGUAUCUCGUAGCAGGAAAUCACGAUCACAUAGGAAAUGUCUCGGCACAAAUAUCUUAUUCCACAAAAUCUCCAAGAUGGCACUUUCCUGAGCUCUAUUACAAGCUACAGCUGAAAAUUCCACAGACUUCCUCAUCGUUGACAAUCCUCAUGAUUGACACAGUGGUGCUGUGUGGCAACACUUACCAGGAAUCUCAGCCGCAUGGCCCAGAGAACCAUUUGGAUGCUGCCAAGCAACUCAGCUGGAUCCAAACACAGUUGGAGAACACUAAGUCAGAGUUCCUGGUAGUUGCAGGUCACUACCCGGUGUGGUCUAUCGGACACCAUGGUCCCACACACUGCCUAGUGGACAAGCUGAGGCCCUUGUUGAAGAAACACAAUGUCACGCUGUAUCUGAGUGGCCAUGAUCACAGCCUACAGUUCAUCCAGGAGGACGAUGGCAGCGCGUACGCCGUGAGCGGCAGCGGCGCCUUCGAUGACCGGUUCGCGCCGCACAGGCGCAGCUUCCCGGCUUCCUGGCUGCGCUUCUCUAGCGCUGUCAACAAUACCUCCGGAGGGUUCGCUUACAUCGAGGUCUCACAGGAAAAAAUGCUCGUCAGUUACAUCCAAGUAGAUGGAAAAUGUGUUUAUCAAGCUACUUUGCCAAAACGCAAAAUCUAAUCACGCAUCUAACCGAUCGCACGCAUCUGGCAUGACUCAGACAACUUCAGACUCACACGCUCACGCAAAACUUUUUUAUGGUAAAUCUAUAUGGCAAAUAUCUAUAUAAUCCCUAUUAUUCCAUUAUGAACCUAAAAUUGGAUACAUCGAAAGCGUUUAGCGGGUAGUUUGCAAACCCUACAGACUGUUUAUAAUGUAGUAAAACUCUUACAUACUUGUAAAUGCGUGUGCAGACUUGUCACGAAUUGAAAAUCUCACGCCAGCCAGCUGACCAAAGUUGGCAACCCUGUUUUUGUUUUUCAUGUGUUUGAUCGGUAUUGGGUUUUUAUGUGUUUGAUGUUUGAUUUGAAGCUGUUGAAUGUAUGUUGCUAAACCCAGCAUGUGGAACCGGAUUUUCAAAAAUGUGUCCGAAGUGAAGAUGACAGCAUGGACAAUAGACGGGAACAGGAAUACAAUCUUUGUAUAAUAAAAUAAAAGUAUAUGUUAUUAUUUUAUCAGUA
Molecule: messenger RNA, 1577 nt
Organism: Paramormyrops kingsleyae
Lineage: Eukaryota; Metazoa; Chordata; Actinopteri; Osteoglossiformes; Mormyridae
Gene: acp5b
Product: acid phosphatase 5b, tartrate resistant
Biological process (GO): bone resorption
Molecular function (GO): acid phosphatase activity
Source: RefSeq, a predicted model, not a curated record